AUGGCUUCCGCAUACUCCCCAGAACAGAUAUCCACCUACUUGAAACACAUCAAACUCCCGCAAAAGUACCAUGCUGAGAACCAGGCGUCGUAUCCGCAUAAUCUUGCAUUUCUCGCAGCUCUGCACGUCCACACUAUAUCAACGAUUCCCUACGAGAACCUCUCCAUACAUUAUUCUUCGAAUCGCAAGAUCUCGCUUGAUCCACAGCAUCUAUUCCAGAAGAUUGUCGGCGGUGGGCGCGGACGUGGAGGAUAUUGCAUGGAAAACAGCAUCCUCUUUAACCAUAUUCUGAGGGGUCUUGGCUUCGAGGUGUAUACUGCUGGUGUGAGGGUUCGCCUUCGGGAGAACGGUGUACCGAGCGGCACCUAUAUUGGCUGGGUGCACAUCGUAAAUAUAGUCACUCUACCUUGCGGUGCAAAAUACAUGCUUGAUGUUGGUUUUGGUGGUGAUGGUGCAAUAAACCCUGUCCCUCUCAUCCCCGGACACGUGGUACCCAAUAUUGGUCAGCAAGACGUCCGCCUCAUUCGCGACCACAUCCCACAACAAGUGGAUAAAUCUGAGAAGACAAAACUCUGGAUCUAUCAGUAUCGGAAUGGGAACAACAAAGCAUGGAACUCCUUCUAUGCGUUUCCGGAGGUUGAAUUCCUGGAGGAGGACUUCAAGGUCAUGAACUGGUAUACCGGUAACUCGCCAAUGUCUUUUCAGACGUAUACCAUCUUGAUUGUGAAGUUCUUGCGCCGGCUAAAGGACGAUUCUGGAGAGGAAGAGGUAUAUGGGAAGCGGAUGCUGGUCAAUGGGACUGUAAAAGAGAAUCUUGGGGGAAGCACUAAGGUUGUAGAGGAGUGCCAGACGGAGAAUGAAAGGGUGCAGGCAUUGAGGAAGUGGUUCGGGAUCACGUUGACAGAGGAAGAGAAGCGAAGCAUUGUUGGACAUUGCACGGAGCUUAAGGUCCCGAUCCUUAAUGGAAUGCCUAAAGGCAAUGGUGGGACUUGA
Molecule: messenger RNA, 993 nt
Organism: Lindgomyces ingoldianus
Lineage: Eukaryota; Fungi; Ascomycota; Dothideomycetes; Pleosporales; Lindgomycetaceae
Product: arylamine N-acetyltransferase 4
Exons: 2
Coding region: 1-993 (330 amino acids)
Molecular function (GO): acetyltransferase activity
Source: RefSeq, a predicted model, not a curated record